This is a messenger RNA of Didymodactylos carnosus, 1029 nucleotides long. NCBI's taxonomy places the organism in Eukaryota, Metazoa, Rotifera, Eurotatoria, Philodinida, Philodinidae. The record is from the annotation of a GenBank genome assembly.
AUGCAGAGGGAAUUUUUUGAUAAUAACCAGUGUGUAGCUAUCGAAAAAAAAAUUAAUGAAUUAGUUGAUGAUGGUAAUGCUGGUUUAUUCAAAAAAUGUACAGUUGAUAUAACACCGUUACGUAGUAAAUAUUUUUUUGGAUACGGUUACACGUAUGGAUCUGGAAUGGGCAGCGAAAAAGUUUAUCCAGAUGGUGAAAUCGAUCCCAUACCAAAAUGGAUUACUGAGAUGAUUAUUGAACCGUUAGAAGAAAAAGGAAUUGUGAAAAAGAAUUGGAUUAACAGUGCAGUAGUCAAUGAUUACAAACCUGGAGGCUGUAUUUCGUCACAUAUUGAUCCUCCACAUAUUUUUGAACGUCCAAUAAUCUCAAUUUCAUUUUUGAGUAAUUGUCAAUUAUCAUUUGGAUGUAAAUUUCGUUAUAAACCGAUGCGUGUAUCGAAACCGGUACAUUCUGUACCAUUGAAACGUGGCUAUUUAACAUCAAUCGAUCGUUUUGCGGCAAAUGAAAUUACUCAUUGUAUUCGACCGUGUGAUGUUGUUUCUAGACGAGCUGUUGUUAUUCUCAGACGCGUUCGUGAUGAUGCUCCACGCGUCUCAUCGAUGGAACUACAAUUAUCCUCUACACAACAUACAAACGAAUACCAUUCUGAAGCACAAAAGCGAACAAAACGAUUAAGGUCACGUUCCAUGAGUCCUCGAACAAAACGAAAAUUAUCUCCAUUAAAACAUCAACAGUCAGAAUCAAUAUCAGCAAUUAGGGGCAAUGUUAAGAGUCAAAAACAGCAAAAGACAUCAACAAUAAUAUCAACAGAAAAUAAAACAGAUAAACAAGAAAAAGCCGUAAAACAUCAUCAUCACCAUCAUAACCACAAUAGUCAUAGUAAUAAAUCGAAUGAAGAUGAAAAGAAAACAGCAAGAAAAUCUACCGUUGAUGAUAAUAAGUUAUCCACAAAUGACAAUAAAACAAUAACAACAAUAUAUACGACAAACUUAUUGAAGAAAAAAAGAAAAUUUAAAAGUUUUAUAUGA